AUGUUGUAUACAAAACUUGCCCUGGUGUCUGCAUUUGCCUAUGCUCAUUUCGCUUGUACCUCUGCUGCCAAAGUCAUUAUCACAGAUCUAUUUCAUGAUACAGAAAAGUACUACACAAGUAUCACUGUUGGAAACCCUGCACAAAGCUUUCUUGUGGCUCUAGAUACUGACAGUACACUGACUUGGGUUCACGGCAUUGAAUGUCCUAGUGUGGAUUGCCAGCGAACUCGAUUCAACAAUCUCGGCGCCGCUGCAUCCAAAGAAUACAAACGAGCGGGCGAUGGGUAUGAGCAAUUCUACAGCUUUGACGCCACGAACCAAAAGAGCUAUGUCGCAGGGUUCUUGGGCACGGAUACCAUAACUCUUGAACAGCUUACUGUAGAACAAGACUUUGUACCCGUCUUUGAGUCGCAUAAAGUAUUCAAGGAUUUUACAGACAGCAGCAAAUUUGUGCCUGAAGGUGUGCUUGGUUUGGGCGUGUCUUCAACGGUAUCAACAAGAGCCAUCAAGAACUUGAAGUCUGUGUCCAUGCCACGUCCGUAUACCUCGUUUGUUCGCAAUUUGGCUGAGAAGGGCUUGAUUGACAAGGCCUUUUCACUGUAUUUCGGUAGUCUACCACUUAGAGGCAUUAUCAAAGGCGAAUUUGUUCUAGGUGGCUUCAAUGAGAAUCGCAUUACUGAAGCGCCUCAUUUCAUCCCAGUCUAUCGUCCGGGAGGACCCAAUGAGGAUAUCCGCUGGCAGGUGUUUGGCCAAGCGUUCAAGGUGUAUGAACUAGAAUCGCAGUCGACAUUGUUGAAUGAUCAAGUUGACAGUACUUUUGCAUAUCCCGACAUUCCAACUCAAGCGGAUCCAAGAUCAUCUGUCAUUUACGAGGAGAGAUUCUUACGCGACAAGAACGAAUUAUUCAAAUUUGCCACAGCUCUCCCUUUCUCUAAACUAAAGCAAGGCUACAACAACCGACUCUACAGGGCACUCACCGGUUCAGAUCCUGACAAAAUGGAUUUGGAAAACGAACCAAACUCGUAUAUCAUUGAUUGCCAAUUCGGAAAUGACACUACAAAGAUGCUGAGCAUUUCAUUCUCACAUCAACAAGACUCCAAGACAGACCCUAAGCCAGUGCAUGUCGAGUUUCCACUCUCCCAUCUUGUGAUCCCGUACUUUGAUAAAGACGACAAACAUACAGGAUGUCUUUGGGGCCCACAAGAUACAGAGGAUGAUUCAGAAGAAAUGCAUUUGGGUCUCGAUAUUUUGCGUCAAAUCUACACGACAUUUGACUUUAAUGAAUACCGCAUUGGACUAGCAUCCGCAAAAGACACACCAACCAAGAUUAUUGUCGAAUAA
Messenger RNA from Mucor velutinosus, 1341 nucleotides. RefSeq names its product qcr9 subunit 9 of the ubiquinol cytochrome-c reductase complex (gene QCR9). The transcript is spliced from 2 exons. Gene Ontology annotation, molecular function: aspartic-type endopeptidase activity. The record is from RefSeq and is a predicted model, not a curated record. The coding region runs from base 1 to 1341 and encodes 446 amino acids. Gene Ontology annotation, biological process: proteolysis. Lineage: Eukaryota; Fungi; Mucoromycota; Mucoromycetes; Mucorales; Mucoraceae.